ACUGCUUACAUUGUUGAUUUGCACGUCGGUCGAGCAGCUGGUCAAGCACAAUUAGAAAUUAAUAGUCGCUAUAUAAAGAUAAAGUGUCGUACAAAGCCGCGGCCAUGGCGAAGGAAGAGUCAAGCGCAAGGCGAGAGUCCUGCACCGAGCAAUUGCAAUUUGUGCGCGAUAAACUGCAAAUAUUUCAAUCGAAAAUGCUGGCUGAAUUUGAUCAGCGCAUCUCGUGCAUGAUUGAGGAUGUGCUGCAGGACAUGCGACAGCAGGAGUUGCGGGCCCACGAAUUUCGUCACUUUGAAAAGCACAAGGAGAGAGGAAACAAUGCGACAUCCACUUGGCACAAUCGCAAACCCCAAGUCACAACAAACCCUGACGUCACUGAUAAUCCAAAUUGGCCAGCGGAUGUCCAAAAUGAGAAAUCAACGCCAGCGCAGCAGCAACCAAAACAACAGCCCCAACAACAGCAAAGUGAGCAACCAAAACAAAGACGACGUCAAUUGCCGGAUAAAGUGUUUGUGGCGCGCGAAUCGUAUUUAACGGCGCUGCUACAGGUGGAACACAUGCGCACCAUCUAUCACAUCUUCUACAUUAUUCUGGUCAUGUUUCUGCUGAACGUUGUGUUCUACGACUACUUUGUCGAGGGUCGUAUCAACUUGGGCCUGGGCACCUUUCGUGGCGGCCUUAAGCGUCUGCAUUGGGUGAUGGGUGUCUGGCUGCUGGAGCAUGUCUUUGUCCUGGCGCUCUACUUCGCAUUCCAAGGCUGGGCGCUUGUGCGUGCUAAGCUGCAAGCACACGCUUCACUGCAACGCUUCUGGUCCCAUAGCUGCCUCAUCAUGUACAUCAGCGCCCAGCUGGUCUUUGGCUAUGUCUCCACAUCGCUCUGCUUAAAGUUUCGGCUGCCCUUUGUCAGCGCCUGCGUCUUACUCCUCGAGAGCACGCGUCUGCUAAUGAAGAUGCACGCUUUCGUACGCUUCAAUGCCGAACGCGUUCUGCGGGGCAAGCAAAAGUUGGAUGACGAAAGCGACACAGCGCAGACAGCGGGAAGUGGUCGCCCCUAUGUUCCGCCUCUGCAUUGCUAUGUCUACUUCCUGUUCGCACCCACGCUUAUCUAUCGCGAUAGCUAUCCACGUACUGCUCACAUACGCUGGAAGUUUGCAGUGAGCCGUCUCCUCGAGAUUGUGGCUGUGGCCUUUCUCUAUGCCUUCAUCCAUGAGCGGCAUAUUCACGAGCAUUUCGGACAGUUUGGCAAGGAAACACUGGGUGCGUCUCAAUUGAUUGUCAAGCUUUUUGGCAUGAUGCUACCAAGUGCCGUAAUCUUCCUCUGUGGCUUCUACAUGAUACUGCAUUCGUGGCUAAACUUUACGUCCGAGCUGUUGCGCUUCGGCGAUCGCAUGUUCUACAAGGAUUGGUGGACUUCGCACACCUACGACGGCUACUAUCGCAACUGGAAUGUGGUUGUGCACGACUGGCUCUACGAAUAUGUUUACCGCGAUGUUUAUACGCAUAUUUUUAAGGGCUCCAAGGUUGCUGCCUCGUUGCUGGUGUUCAUGAUCUCGGCGUUGGUCCACGAACAAGUUUUGGGAUUUGCUCUACAAGUCUUCUUCCCCGUUAUGUUUGUGUUCUUCGGCGUUGUGGGCGUAGCGCUGGUGUUCCUUAUGCGCAGUGCACCAAAAACACUGGGUAAUAUAUUCCUGUGGUUCUCGCUCAUCCUGGGCAACGGCAUGUUGAUCUCACUGUACGCCAUGGAGUAUUAUGCGAAAAAGAACUGUGACCAUCUGCGCUACGAGAGUUGGUCAGACCAUCUAACGCCAGCGAUAUGGCGUUGUUACCAUUAGCCAAUUUGGCUGAGCCAACGAAUUUGUUAGACUAUGCUUUUAAUCUGUACACUUUGGCGUACAUAUGUUUUACAUUUAUUUUAAGGUAAUAAAACAUUAUGAAAACUAUUAUAAAUGCAAGUGCUAAGGUCUACCAAUAUAUCAUCAUAUAUGUUAGUGUAAAUCUAUUUUACAUCAAGGUAACUGAUGGCUAAAUCUCAAUCUUAUCAAAUACUGUCUAUAACGAACUGUUUUUGUUUGAACUAAGCGCAUACGUUAACAUUGUUUGUAGUGCUGGUCGUUUGCAACGUUUGUGUUUCCUCAUCCUGACGCUUGCGGCGAAAUAGGAUAACGUGUGGCUCUGGGGCAUGCAUCAUGUAGUGCACCCAACCGGGACUUUGUUGAACACCCAAAUUGCGCCAUUCGGUCUCCGUCAUCAGGUGGGACUUGGGUACGUGUUUGGCCAAAUCGGGCGGUAGGAUAACAUGCCUUCAAAUGUAAAAUACAGAAUUAAUCAAUUGCCCGUCGUGCAACAGAUGAUUGACUUUACCUGUACUCAAAUUUGUCAUCGAAAUACUUCUCGGAAUAUUGAAUUUGAUCGGCGGGCAUGUUUCUUUUCUAUUUAUUUUGUUUUGUCGCGAAUUAUCGAUAGUGGUGAGGCGGUUGACCGAUAAUUCCAGUGUUGAAAAAUAUAAAGGCAAGCGCAACUGCUCCUCAUGCUGCUCUCUAAUAACAUGAAGCACAAACGCGGUAAUGUAA
Messenger RNA from Drosophila sulfurigaster albostrigata, 2570 nucleotides. RefSeq names its product sterol O-acyltransferase 1. The record is from RefSeq and is a predicted model, not a curated record. The coding region runs from base 105 to 1832 and encodes 575 amino acids. Gene Ontology annotation, cellular component: endoplasmic reticulum membrane. Gene Ontology annotation, biological process: cholesterol metabolic process; cholesterol homeostasis. Lineage: Eukaryota; Metazoa; Arthropoda; Insecta; Diptera; Drosophilidae. The transcript is spliced from 2 exons. Gene Ontology annotation, molecular function: cholesterol O-acyltransferase activity.